Messenger RNA from Penicillium brasilianum, 366 nucleotides. The record is from the annotation of a GenBank genome assembly. NCBI's taxonomy places the organism in Eukaryota, Fungi, Ascomycota, Eurotiomycetes, Eurotiales, Aspergillaceae.
AUGAUGACCCAUGUUGCGGAGCUCCGCCCUAUCUUUGAGCGCUUCGGACUUGGAACUGCCGAACUUCUCCUAAACCGGGAACUGAACAAUGAGGAAGUUUGGAAUAUGCCUGGGCUCGAGGAAAAGCAGGCCAUGGCCAAGCAGGCCGAAGGCGCGCUUCCACGCAUCCAGGACAGUCUUGAAUGCGUUGUGGAUCAGACCUACGCCGUUGUCUUUGAUCAGAAUGAACACGACCCACUGAAUUUGGAUCCGGUCUCAUACAGCACGCCAUUAUUUACUGUCACCCUUGUGCUCUUGGGAAAUGCGAGCGAUUACAAAACAGUUCAGUAUCACAUUCCCGAGAUCGAUAUUAUCGCCAAAGCCUGA